Prosopis cineraria is the source of this 6393-nucleotide messenger RNA. Its product is annotated as transcription elongation factor SPT6 homolog. The coding region runs from base 126 to 6221 and encodes 2031 amino acids. Gene Ontology annotation, cellular component: transcription elongation factor complex. The transcript has 17 exons. Lineage: Eukaryota; Viridiplantae; Streptophyta; Magnoliopsida; Fabales; Fabaceae. Gene Ontology annotation, biological process: positive regulation of transcription elongation by RNA polymerase II; transcription elongation by RNA polymerase II; nucleosome organization. Gene Ontology annotation, molecular function: nucleosome binding; histone binding; nucleic acid binding. The record is from RefSeq and is a predicted model, not a curated record.
UUCUGUUUUGCAUUUUGCGCUGGUCGCUUCGCUUGAUCUCCAGUCGCUACCCACUAUUUCCGCCCACGCAUUUUCGUUGUUCAGUACUCUUCAGGGCUUAGUGGUUUCUGCUCGCUGAAACAGCCAUGGGAAGGCGAAGAAAAUCGCUUUCCGUCGAAGAACGAGAGAGAGUUCUACAGAAAGGGAAAAUGAAAGAACAAGCUAUCACAGUGGAAGACGACGACGAGGGUGACGAAGAAGAAUUAGAAGAUGAGGAUGAUUUGGAUAACUUUGAGGAUGAUGGAUUUAUCGUUGGUUUUGAUGAAGAAGAGGAGGAAGACAAUCCACAAGAAACGCAAGAGCCGAAAAAGAAGAAGCGAAAACCAUCAAAUUGCAUUGUUCUUGAUGAUGAUGAUCUUGAGCUAAUUCGUGAAAACAAAAACUUGGGCAUUAAUCAGGAAGAAUUUGGCAAUGAACAGUUUAAGAGGCUUAAAAAGGCUGGCACAGAAAGUGAGAAAAAGGGACGGUCUUCGGAAUUCUUAAGAUCACUUUUUGAUGAUAAUGUUGAAGAUGACCAGCAUGUAUCUGAUGAUUCAGAGGAUGACAUGGAAGAUUUCAUAGUGGAUGAAGAGGAUGCGUAUGGGGAGAAAGAUACGUUCAGACAAGGGAAGCUUAGUGAAUCCAAGAAGUCGUCGUUACAGCUAAAUGAAGCCAAAUAUACUUUUGGCACAGGUGUUCCACUACCAGAACAUUGCAAGGAAGUUCCAUUUGCAUCCGUCGAGACUGAUGAGUGUUACAAGUCUGAGUCACUGGUUCUGACAGAAGUGAAUGUAACUGGAAAGUGUAACUCUUUAGAUGAUAUAGACAUACCUGAGAGGAUGCAGGUAUUUGAGGACAUGAUGGGAUCAAUUCCGUGUGACAUAAAGAGUAUAGAAGAAGAAAGUUCUUGGAUUCUUAGUCAACUUGAUUCAAAUCCAUUGUUUAGUGAGAAACGAGAAGAGGAUGAAUCAUGCAGACUGCGUGCUAGAAUAAAGAGGGAAGAUAUUGUGAGGUUUUUGGAAUUGAAUCAUGUGAAGAAAUAUGACAUACCAUUUAUUGCAAUGUACCGGAAGGAACAGUGCCUCAGUCUUCUGGAAGAUCCAGAGCAGGAUGAAGCAGGGAGAACAGUAGAAGAUAUUGAGAGAAAGCCUCAGCUGAAAUGGCACAAGGUACUUUGGAUAAUCAGGGAAUUGGAUAAAAAAUGGUUGCUUCUUCAGAAGCGAAAGAGUGUUCUCAUGACAUCCUAUAACAAUCGUUUUCAUGAAGGAUGCCAAACGGCUCUCUCUGAUGAAAAAGCCAUUUUCAACCAGCAGCUUUCUGAAACUAUCACCAAUAUGCUCAAGUCAGCAGAAUCAGAUAGAGAGAUUGAUGAUAUCGAACUGAAGUUUAAUUUACAUUUUCCUCCGGUUGAAGGGUUCUUGGAUGUCGGUUAUAAAAGGCCUGUGAAGGAGUCUUUAUAUUCUAAAUGCAGUGUGGCAGGUCUAUGGUUGCUUGCAAGAAAAUUUGGGAGCUCCGAGAAAUUUGGGUUGCUAAUUACUCCUGAGAAAGUGGGAAUGGAGAAUCAUGAGGAUCCUGAGGAAUCUCCUGAGGAGUUAGCUUCGAUAUACAAGCGUGCAACAUUUGAAACUCCAGAAUUUGUGCUUGAAGGCGCUAGGCACAUGGCUGCAGUGGAGAUCAGCAGUGAGAUGUCAUUGAGGAAAUAUGUUCGCAGCAUAUAUAUGAAUAGUGCUCUACUUUCAACUGGCCCUACAUUGAAAGGAAAUAGAACAAUAGAUAAACAUCAUCAAUUAGCAAGUGUCAAGUGGCUACAGGACAAACCCCUCACAAAGUUCAAGGAUGCCCAGUGGUUUGUCAUUCAAAAUGCUGAGAAAGAGGAGCUUCUUCAAGUUAAAAUAAGGUUGCCUGAUCGUGUUCUAUCUGAAUUAAUAAAUGCUUGCAAUGAUGUUUAUCUCAACCACAGUGAACGUACGUCUGCUCAGCUUUGGAAUGAACAGCGUAAGUCAAUUGUGCAGGAUGCUAUUUCAAAUUUUCUUCUGCCAUCUAUGGAGAAGGAAGCACGAGAAUUAUUGACUGCUAAGGCCAAAAACUGGUUAAUAAUGGAGUAUGGGAGGGAAUUAUGGAACAGAGUCUGUGUGGCACCAUAUCAAUGCAGGGGCAAUGCCACUGCACAAGAGAAGGGUGCUGGUGGUGCUUCCAAAGUCAUGGCCUGUUGUUGGGGAAUUGGAAAGCCGGGCACUGCAUUUGUGAUGUUGGAUUCUAAAGGCGAAUUGGUUGAUGUGAUCCAUGCUGGGUCACUUACUCUACGAUCACAGAAUAUAAAUGAUCAGCAGCGGAGGAAAAAUGAUCAACAGCGACUUCUUAAGUUCCUAACAAAUCAUCAACCACAAGUAAUUGUUAUCGGAGCUAAUGCAUCCUGUAUACGGUUGAGAGAUGACAUUAACGAGAUUAUUUCAGUGAUGCGGGGGGAAAAUCCUGAAGAUGUCAGUCAGGAGAUGAAAGGACUAACAAUAGUUUUAGGGGAUGAAAGCUUGCCUCGCCUUUAUGAAGAUUCGGAAAUUUCUGAGGACCAGCUUCCCAGACAACAAGGCAUUGUGAAGAGGGCAGUGGCUCUUGGACGUUACCUUCUAAAUCCAUUGGCAAUGGUUGCAACACUCUGUGGGUUCAAAAAGGAGCUUUUAUCUUGGAAGCUGAAUCCUUUGGAGCAAUUUCUAACACGUGAUGAUAAGUUAGAGAUAAUUGAAUGGGUCAUGGUAGAUAUCACCAACCAAGUAGGCGUGGAUGUAAAUUUGGUUAUCGGCCAUAAUUGGCUUUCUGCUCCAUUGCAAUUUGUUUCUGGUCUUGGACCCAAAAAAGCUGACAUUCUGUGUAGAGAAUUACUUGGAACAACUCUGGGAGAUAGGAAGUAUUUGAGUAAAUGUAGUCUGAACUCAAUGAGGAUUUUCUGGAAUGCAGUUGGCUUUUUAAAGGUGUCAUGUAAUGAACCAAUCUUUGCUGAUACCGUUGCUAACAUUCUGGAUCGUACAAGAGUUCAUCCUGAGUCUUAUCAUCUUGCUGAGGAAUUCGCAAGAGCUGUAUAUAGACACAAUAAUCCAGAUUCUGAUGCUACCCAAGUGAAUGCAAUUGAAAUUUUGCAGGAUGAACCUAACCUGCUACAAACUUUUGAUGUGAAUGAUUAUGCAGCUAGACUGGAAGUAGAAACAGGAGAAUGUAAAAGAGAGACUCUCUAUGAUAUAAAGGAAGAAUUUCUUGAUGGAUUUAAAGAUCCCCGGAUACCUUAUAGGGAACCUACUCAGGAUGAGGAGUUCUUGAUGAUGACUAGAGAAACUGGGGAUGUACCUAUUGAGGGGAAGAGAGUUCAGGCAACAGUUCGUAAUGUGCAGUCAAAGCAAGCAUUUUGCAUACUUGACUCUGGAUUGGCUGCAGUAUUGCUUAAGGAAGAUUUUUCAGAUGAAACUGAUGAUAUAUUUUUAACGGAUAAAUUGUGUGAAGGUGCUGUGCUUAAUUGCAAGAUCAAAUUAAUUGACAAGAACAGAUACCGGGUGCAUUUGACAUGUAAACCAAGUGAGUUGAAGAGUGAUGGUGAGCAAAGUUUCCAAGACAUGGAUCCUUAUUACUGUGAAGGAAAAAUUUUACCGAGUCAAUCAGGGGAAAUAAACAAGGAGGAGCUUGUAAAUAAACAUUUCAAGUCCAGGAUGAUUUCUCAUCCCCAUUUUCAAAAUAUAACUGCUGAUCUAGCGAAAGAGUUCCUUGCAGAUAAAGCUGUUGGCCACUAUAUUUUUCACCCAAGCGGUAGUUGUCUGUGGAAAUUAACCUUAUCUCUUAAAAUUUUUGAUGGACUUUGUGUGCACAAAGACAUUGUUGAAGGUGGAAAAGCUCCAGAUAUGAAAAGCAUGCUUGCACUUGGGAAGACAUUAAGGAUAGGAGAAGAAAUAUUUGAGGACAUAGACAAGGUUGUGGAACGCUUUGUCAAUCCAUUGGUGGUUAAUCUGAAAGCGAUGCUGAAUCACAAAAAAUUUAAGGGUUCAAAAGCUGAGGUUGACGAGUUACUGAAAAAGGAGAAGGAAGAAUAUCCAAAAAGGAUAGUAUAUGCUUUUGCAAUUUCAUUUGAGCAUCCUGGCACUUUCAUCUUGACUUACAUUAAAAGUACAACUCUGCGUCAUGAGUUUAUUGGUAUUCAUCCUAAAGGAUUCAAAUUUAGGAAGCAAUUAUUUGAUAACAUCGAGCAGCUGGUGUCAUACUUCCAGGAUCAUAUCAAUGACAGUAUUUUACCAGGAAGAAAACCGAUCAUAGAUGGUUCAUGGGAGAAGUCCACAGACAAUAAUGGGGGAGAUGGCCGUGGCCGCGGACGUGGCCGUGGACGUGGACGUGGCUUUGGUCGCGGACGCGGACGCGGAUGCAGUGAAAGUGGAAUGCAAAAUGCUGGUAGGGAUGAAAAUGCAUGGGGUCAGAGCCAAGGUUAUGAUGGAAAACGUGAAUCUGAAAUGACCGAUAGUUUAUGGGGCAGUGCUUCAAAUGACCACACUACUGGUAGUAAUGGAUGGUCUAACAAAAGCAACCAAGGUGAUGAAUGCAAUAACAAAAGCUACAGUGGUGGAUGGGGUAAUGCUGGAACUGAAACUGACAACAACAAUGGCGGCGGUUGGGCUAAUACUAAGUCUUCUAGUUGGAAGGGUAACACAGGGAAGAGUUGGGGUGAAAGUGGUUCUGGUGGAGGCAAUGACGGAGGAGCCACCUGGCAGCAGAGUAAUUAUGAGAGUGAGAUGAAUCCUGCUGAUAACAAUCAUGGUGCCUUCAAUGAUGGUGGUUGGGAACAGGGGCGAGGGGACAGAGGAAGGGGAAGAAGAGGCCGAGGACGCGGGCGUGGACGUGGACGUGAAGGUAAUAAUGACAACUAUAGUGGUGGCGGGUGGGGUGAUACUGGAAAUGAUCAUGGCGGCGGCGGCGGCGGCGGCUGGACUGAUGCCAAUUCUUCAGGAAGGGGAAGGGAAAGGGGAAGGAGAGGCAGAGGGGGCCGAGGUGACGGCCAAGGAUGUGGACAUGAAGGUGGUAAUGAUGACAGCUAUAAUGGUGGUGGAUGGAGUUCGGAUUGGGGAAAUAAUAAAGGGAAGAGUUGGAGUGAGAGUAUUCUUGGCAGCGGCCCAGAACGCAAUGAAAACAACUCUGGUGGUGGUUGGGGAGGUAGCAAAGGAAAGAGUUGGGGUAAUGAUGAUGUGGGAGAAGGUAAUAACAAUGAAGGUGGUGGUUGGGGACAAGGCCAAGGACAGGGAAGAGGAAGGGCAUGGAAUAAAGGUGGUGAUGAUGGCUGGGGAAGCAGGGGUGGUAAUGACAACAAAAGUGAUAGUGGACAAUGGAGCAAUGCUGGAACCAAUUACCCUAGUGGCAGUGGUGGUGGUGGUGGCGGCUGGGGAGGCAAAGGUAAUAAUGACAACAAGAGCUUUGGUGGACAAUGGGGCAAUGCUGGAACCAGUGGUGGCAGUGGCGGUGGCGGUUGGGGAGGCAGAGGUAAUGAUGACAAGAAAAGCCUUGGUGGACAAUGGGGCAAUGCUGGAACCAGUGGUGGAGGCGGCAGUGGUGGUUGGGGAGGCGGAGGUAAUGAUGACAACAAAAGCCUUGGUGGACAAUGGGGCAACACUGGAACCAAUCACUCUAGUGGCAGCGGCUGGGUAGGCAGAAGUGGUAAUGAAAACAAAAGCGAUGGUGGACGAUGGGGCAAUGCUGGAACCAAUCACUCUAGCAGUGGCGGAGGCGGAUGGGGAGGUGGAGGUAAUGAUGACAACAAAAGCCUUGGUGGACAAUGGGGCAAUGCUGGAACCAAUCGCUCUAGCGGUGGUGGCUGGGGAGGCAGAGGUGUUAAUGACAACAAAAGCAAUGGUGGACAAUGGGGCAACACUGGAACCAAUCACUCUAGUCGAAGCGGCGGCGGCGGCGGCUGGAGAGGUGGAGGUGGAGGUGGUGAUGACAACAAAAGUGAUGGUGGCCAAUGGGGCAAUGCUGGAACCAAUCACUCUAGUGGCAGUGGUGGUGCUGGUUGGGGAGGUGGAGGUAAUGAUGAUAGCAAAAGCCUUGGUGGGCAACGGGGCAAUGCUGGAACCAGUCACUCUAGCGGCGGCGGCUGGGGACGCGGAGGUAAUGAUGACAACAAAAGCAGCGGCUGGGUUAGUGCUCAUUCUUCUGGUCAAGGUUGUUCUGAUGGCGGCCGGUAACAAGAAAAGAAACUCAGAUGGGGGCUGGGUUUGAUGUUAAGGUAGGAACAUAGGCACAGCUCUCAUGACGAACAUCCGACUUCACAAAGUAUUUUGACAAUCUUUUAUGACUCUAACUGGAAACAAGAACUUAAUUUCCUGUAGAAAUGAAUGACGUUAUCAUAGUUUUUCA